GAAUGAGCGGGAGGUGGAGGAAUUCCAAAACACAGCUGAAAUGAAUCAUCUAUACCAGUUGUGCAGGAAGAUCCAGAUGUAUCUGGGGGAAUCCGAACAAGGCUAACUUGUAUAGGAGACCCUCGUGCCAUGACGUCUGGUUCCGGUGGUAGCUGCAGUAUCUCCUGCGCCCCCCCACCAGACUCAUUUCCUCAACCGAGCGGUAACCCGCCCCUUUCGAAUUAUGCGCAUGCGCCGCGUCUGGUAAGUUGCUAUGGGAAUAAACACACAAUCGUGCUCACAGGUGUAAUAUAGGGACACCAGCCAUGGCGGUGAAAACGGACAUGGAGAGAAUUGGCGUAUUUUCUGAAAGUGGAUAUACUACUAUUGCUGAUCCUUAUGUCCCUUCAUCCAGUAAUGCGUUUAAUGAAGGUGCUGCAAAAGGAAAGCAGAUGAUAGUAUCGGGAACAAAAUCCAAGGCAGCAUCUCAAGGUGGAUAUUUUGAAAGAUCUUUCACUCGCAUAUUAGAGGGUGAAGCAUAUUCUGAUCCAGUUAAACUAAGACGAAAACGAAGGUUUCAGGAGGCAAAGAAAAAUUUUGGAGGGUCAUGGAUUCCAAGCAGCACAGGAAAACGACCGUCAGGAGUUGGUAGCCAUUUUGGCACCUUUGCUGGUCCUGUAACAUCGUUUAGUGCUCUUGAAAAGCCACAGGAAAAGUACAGACCUUCAGGGAAGAACUUUCUAACAAACCCUGGAAAAAAUGGAAGUGGAUAUGGAUGCAAGAUUAUGAAGUGCGGACAGACGGACUGACAGACUUACAAACCAUGUACUGAAACCCUUGCUGCGCAUGCGCGCCGAGGGUUAAUUAGGUUGUUGCGAAGCAAUUUUGCAAGUAGUAUAAAGCAAAAUUUGAUAUUAGGGUUGUGUUCUCCGUACCUUUAAAGCCUGGCUACAAACAUGUUUACAAAGUUUCAACUGCUACUUUUAACAUUACUCAUUUAUUAUUUUAAUAAUGUCUGGAGAAGUCAGCCUUGUAUGAAAUUCGUCUCAAAUGAGCUACUAUUCACCUCGCACCCAGAC
Messenger RNA from Geodia barretti, 1058 nucleotides. NCBI's taxonomy places the organism in Eukaryota, Metazoa, Porifera, Demospongiae, Tetractinellida, Geodiidae. The record is from the annotation of a GenBank genome assembly.